UUCCGGAGCGAGUGCAGUGCGAAAAUGGAAGACGCAGAGGAACAGCAAACUCUGGAACGAGAACUUCGCUGGUUAUUAGAAGAGCAGGUACAUAAAGAUCUUGUAGAAGUUCAUCAUACUCUCUUGGAAUGCAGUCGAAGAUUUCCAUACAGAAUGGGGUUUGAUGACAGAACAGUUGUGAAACCACAGCGCAAUCUUCUAUCAAAUCCAAGCAACACGGGCCAAAUUAAAUGUGUUGUCACUCUCCUGGGAGAUAGUCUAUGUGAUGCUGAUAUAAGCUUCAAACAUAAAUCAGGGAAAGAUAAUCAUAUAUACAAAACUAAAAUUGGACCAGACGGUCAAUGGAGCCUUCAACAGAUUCAGGAUGCAGCCAAUCAUCUGGGAGAAGCAUUAUCUAUAUUCCAUUGCCACGGUGAUGAUCAUAAGUAUACAUCUGCUCGAGAAGUCAUCUUGGUUUUAGAAGAUCUCCUUAAAUUGCUCACAUCUGGGAGGACAUGUCUCUCCUUUCCCAAGAGAAAAUCUAUAGAAGAAUUAGUGAAAAAUACAUCUAUGCAAAAUUUCCAGCCACCUGUGCCAAACGAUGUAGCUGUCAGUUUUUAUGUGCAUUCCUCAAAACUCAUUCUUGCCAUUUAUCAUUUAUAUCAUGCCGCCCCCAACUAUAUAGAAAUAGUGAGUAGACAUCAGGUAGAAUGUACAGUACAAUGGUUAAAUGAAGCAGUGGUAUUGUUUACACUAGCUAUACAACAAUGUCAACAACUUUAUGAUAAGAUUAGAGCAGUUAUGUUAUCAAACCCACGGAAAUCAUCCUGACACCAUGGAUGUAUUUAGAAACAAAAGUACAGACAGAUAUGGACAGUGCGAUGACAAUAUAUACAAGAGAAAAGAAAACACAGUAAACUACACAUGCUGAUAAUUUUGUGAUAUAUUUAUACAAAUCAGUGAGAUAUGAAUGAGACUUAAAAAACCUGUUGACGCACCACGCUAAAUAUUGUUGUAUUCCGGUAUAAACUGGUCAAGGCACUUGAAUUAUUAAGUUCUUAAAUCUCACCUUUUCACCCAACGAAAUGAACUUUAAAACGUCUAAUUCAUCUCUUCCCAAUGAUUUAUAUACGAUAAUGAAUGAAAAUUUUAAGAAUCAGCAAAAUAAGUGAUAUUUUUCUACUUUGUGAUCAUGAUUUCUGCAAGGGACCAGAGGUACUGCUCCAACACUUGAGUGAGUUAAUUGCAUUAAAUAUAACAUGUAUAUCAGCCAUUGUAUAU
Molecule: messenger RNA, 1260 nt
Organism: Ruditapes philippinarum (Manila clam)
Lineage: Eukaryota; Metazoa; Mollusca; Bivalvia; Venerida; Veneridae
Product: protein rogdi-like
Exons: 11
Coding region: 25-810 (261 amino acids)
Cellular component (GO): RAVE complex
Source: RefSeq, a predicted model, not a curated record